Messenger RNA from Meloidogyne enterolobii, 734 nucleotides. The record is from the annotation of a GenBank genome assembly. Lineage: Eukaryota; Metazoa; Nematoda; Chromadorea; Rhabditida; Meloidogynidae.
GACUACUUGACUCUAUUAAAUUAAACAUUAUAAAGAAAUUUAUAAAGAAAUUUUUUUAUUCUUUAAAUUCCACCAUUUUAAAAAAUUUUCCUUCCCCAAAAAAAAAUAUUCAAAUGUUACAUCAACAAUGCAUUACAGAACAACCUCAAUUAACGAGAUAUGCCGAAUUUGCCGAUAAACGAAACGAGAAUAGCUAUUGUCCUUUCAAUUGUUGUCUAUGUCCAGCUUUUAGUUGCUCUAGAAGUUACGCUAAUUGUUGCAAUGAUUGUCACCUAACAGAUUGUCUGAGAUAUUUAGGGGUUAUCUGUUGUUGUUGCUCAUUAGUUUCUGAACUGAUUUCUGCCUGUGACAACUCUGGUUGAGAUUGUAGAGGAUUAGAUUGUGGGGGUGGUUGUGAUAUUUGUUGUCCAUAUAUAAACCAAGGAUGUCACGGGUUGAGGAAAGUUUCAAAUCAAAAUUUCCUUUGGAUCAUGUUUCGAUCGGAAAAAGUCCGCGUCUCAGAUCGCGUUUCAUAUUGAGUCAGUUAGAGGAUUAAGAAAAGUCGGUUGGGUCUUGGAGAAUUUUUUGGAACCCGUGACGUCCCUAAUAUAAACACAUUUCUCGAUUAAUUUUUAGAAAUGUAGUUCUGGAAAUUUAUAUUCAUUAUUUUGUUGUGAUCAGUUUGCAUUCUCAUUUUUAUCCAAUUCAUAAAGAGAAAAUUUCUUUAAUUCCAAAAUGUUCGGUAAUUGUUAGUU